AAUCAAAUUUUACAAUCUAAAAAAAGGAAAGAUAAAGAAAAUUAUUCCUUAGAAAUAAUAAUUAUAAUAAUAAAAAGAAAAAACAAAUUUGCAAGAAAUAACAAAGUGCUUUUGUAAACAAAUCUAAACACCAAGCAAUUAAAAGUGAUUACAUAAAUGACUGAUCAUAAGAAAUUCGAUAGCGUUGAAAUUCAAUAGUAGCUUAAAAAUAAGUUGGAAGACCUUUUCAGAAGAGAAAAUUUAGAAAAGGAUGUCUACUUUAUUGCCAGAAUGAAUGACAAGAUGGAAAUACCCUUACAAAUCGUUUAUCAAUAAAAGGAAAUCUAUAAAAUUUGUCCUAAUGGACGUUAUGUUUUGCAAGCUUUGAAGACCUGCGAAAAUAUUAUUGUUAAUUAAGAAUAGCUCUAUGUUAUUCCUAAAAUCAUCCCUAAUAAGGUUAGAAUUUAUGUUAGAAUUGCUGAAAUCAAGCAUACUAACAUUGACAAUUUACUUAACCAUAUUAAGGAAAAGUCCAAUACAAAAAUUGAUCACAUUAAAAUUGUUAGCCCCACUUCUGCUUUCUUGACUGUCGAAAAUGAAGAAAAGGCUACUGGUUUAUACAAUUGGAUUAAUUCCAACAAAAUAGAAUGUGAACCUGCUGAAGUCUAAUUGAGAGAAGAAAAUCUCUACAAAGUCUUUAGAAAUAAUGUUAAGGAAGAUCUUUCUAAAUAUUAUGAAAAGUUAAAUGAAGAUAAGAAAGCCCAAGAAAUGUACGAAAAUUUACAAUUCUUUUAAGGAUAAAACAAUUUCCCUGUUGCAAAUAAGAAUAAGGUUGGUGAAAAUAUCUUUGCUAAUCCUUUUAACUAUUUCUUCUACUAAUAACCCACCUAAGACUUUAAUCUUUAGCCAUCAAUUAGAAAAAGCAAUGGUGAAAGUGCUACUAUUGAUAAACAAUAGCAAUAGCAACAAUUCAACCCCUUGGCUUUUAUGAUGUACUAGUAACCCCAAUUAUUCGGCUUUCCUCAAUAAGGAAAUCCUAACAAUAUUAGCAACAAUCACAGACGUAAUAAUCACGUCUAAGGUAACGGAAAAGUUAACAAUAAUAACUAAAAAGGUAACAAUCGUAGCAAGAGCAGAGGUCAAGUUGAUAACAACAAUAAAAAUAGCAGCUUGAAUAAAAGCAAGAGCAAAAAGAGAUAAGACGGAGGUAAAUUCAGUGAAAAAAAGGGCAAAAAUGCAAGCAAUUACAACAAUAAAUCCGGCGAAAAGGUUGUCAAUAAAGAUAAGAAUUCCAAGAAGGGCAAUUUGAAGAAUGGAAACAAGAAGACCAAGCCUCAAAAACCCAUAGUUGAUAACGAAGAAAACUUCCCAUCUUUGUUAGGUUCUCAACCCUAAGCUCAAAAUGAAAACUAAGUCGAUAACAAUUAAGCCGACUCUAGACGCACCAGAAAAGCUAGCGCUGAAAAGAGAUAAAACGCAGAAGCAUCUCCUGCCGCUAAAAAAGAAGUUAAAAUAAAAGUUGACGACAAAAGCAAGGAUUAAAGAGAAAGACUCGUUAGUGAAAGCAAAGACAAAGUCAGAGAAAGACAAGUUAGUGAAAGUAGAGAUAAAUAUAGUCACUAAAAUAAAAAUCACGAAAAGUCUGGCCAUAAACAUGAAGAAGUAGUUUAUGUUAGAAAGGGCAAGGAUGUGAAAAUUACCUAUGAUAAGGAACGUUUGGUUAACAUUUUCAAGCUUAUUAAAGAAAAAAUAACUACUCCUGAAUCUAUUGUUAAAUCCUCAAAGGAUGAUUUUAUCCCUGUUAUUAAUAUAAAUGCUGCUAAGGAAAUCGAAGUCACAAAGCCCACUGAAGUCGAAUUAUUGCCUCUCAGCAACCCUGGAACUCCUUAUCAAGGUACUACCUCAAUUCCUUAUAGAAAAAACAGCAUUUCUAGAAGUAACAUUAAAAGAAAAGAAUCUGAAUAAUUAAAGAAAAUUGAUGAAACCGAAGCUUAGUGA
Messenger RNA from Tetrahymena thermophila SB210, 1977 nucleotides. Its product is annotated as LA motif RNA-binding domain protein. NCBI's taxonomy places the organism in Eukaryota, Ciliophora, Oligohymenophorea, Hymenostomatida, Tetrahymenidae. The record is from RefSeq and is a predicted model, not a curated record. The transcript is spliced from 7 exons.